AUGUGCUCGAGCAAGCCCACACCAGCAGUAGUGCAUCCGGCCGACUAUGCGGGCGACGCCAGUCUCAAUUUAUCCGGGCGGAUCUUGGAUGUGGUCACGUCUCUUCCGACACGGAUCACCAGAAAAUUGAAUCGUGAUACACAGCAGCAAUACUGGGACGUGGAGCCCUUGCGUGGCCAGCUGGCGCUCUCGCUGUCUCUUUUCUUUUUGCUGCAGCAAACGUCCUGGGAGACCCACAUUGUGGGCUGGACGGGCGAGCUUGUGAACAGAACAAACCGUGCCAGCGACCUCACUGCCGACAACAUCCAGAGCGACCCGCUCUACUUGGAUGAAGAGGACAAGGAUGAUCUCGAGCGGAAGAUCCAACGUGCCACCAAAACUGAGCACGUGCACCCGGUGUGGUUGCUUCGGAGAGACCAGGGCCGCUGGCGCAAGUACGCGGAGAAGACCAUCUGGUCUGUUUUCCAUUACAUCCAGGACCAGCUGGGCGUGGGCUACGAGGACGGCCAAGACUGGUACGACUACGUCAAGUUCAACGAGGCGUACUUCCAGAAAAUCAAGGCCAUCUACCGCCCGGGUGACGUCAUCUGGAUCCACGACUACUACUUGCUCUUGUUGCCCCAGCUCUUGCGCAUGGAGUUUCCUGACGCGUUCAUCGGCUUGUACAUGCACGCACCCUUUCCAUCUUCGGAGUACUUCCGCUGCUUGCCGAAACGCGUGCAGCUACUUGACGGCAUGCUAGGCGCCGAUAAAAUCGGAUUUCAGAACGAGUCUUUCACUCGUCACUUUUUGAGUUGCUGUGCCCGUAUCAUGGGGUACGAGAUCACGAAGAACUCCGUCUUGGCGUACGGCACCACUAUCUCCGUGGAGUCGUUGCCAAUUGGGAUUGACACGAGACGUCUAGAGCACGACGCCUUUUCCUCGGACUUGGAUAUUGAUCGGAAAGUCCGGGCCCUUCGCAAACGCUACUCGGGUAAGAAGAUCAUCAUUGGCCGUGAUAGGUUGGACUCAGUCCGCGGUGUUCCCCAGAAAUUACAGGCUUUCGAAAUGUUUCUUCACAUGUUUCCCGAAUGGCGCCAAAAAGUGGUGUUAAUCCAGGUCUCUUCCCCUGGAUAUUCCAACGAUAGGAAGAUCGAGAAGAAGGUCUCCGAGUUGGUGAGCCUGAUCAAUGCCCGCUAUGGAAGCUUCAACCACACACCCAUCCAGCACUUCCAGUUGCGCAUUAAUCGCGAUGAAUAUCUUGCCCUUCUCCGUGUGGCUGACUUGGCCCUCACGACUUCCUUGCGUGAUGGCAUGAAUACCACAUCGUUAGAGUUUGUUGCAUGUCAGAGACAAAAGAAGUCGCCGCUCAUUUUGUCUGAAUUUACUGGUACUGCAUCUGUUCUCCAAGAGGCCGUCUUGGUAAACCCAUGGGACGCUGUGGGCGUGGCAAAAACCAUCAACAAAUGUCUCCACAUGCCUGAGCAUGAAAAAGCUGAUUUGCAGGACACCCUUUACAAAAAAGUGGUGUCGAACAAUGUCCAAUCUUGGACCUCAACAUUCCUUGAGCAUCUCAUUGACCAUUCGGCAAAAAUACAUGAGACUCAUUUGACUCCUACUUUGAACAGACCACGCUUGCUUCAGGCUUACCAAAAGGCAGAGCGGCGCUUAUUUUUAUUUGAUUACGAUGGAACGUUGACACCUAUAGUGAAAGACCCGGCCGCGGCCAUCCCUUCACAGAAGCUCUUGAAAAUCAUUGAUGCGUUAACUAAGGACCCCAAGAACCAGUUCUGGAUCAUUUCUGGUAGGGACCAGGCGUUCUUGGAGAAGUGGUGGGGUCUGAAAAAUGUCGGUUUAUCUGCGGAGCACGGGUGCUUCUUGCGAGAUGUGGGCGGGCUGGAGUGGUACAAUCUUGCUGAGACCAUGGACAUGUCUUGGCAAGUAAAAGUUGAGGAAGUUUUCCGCAGGUACACCGAAGAAACCCCUGGGUCGAAUGUCGAAAAAAAGAAAGUGGCACUUACUUGGCACUACCGCCGGUCGGAUCCUGAGCUCGGGAAGUUCCAGGCAGACAAGUGUUUAAACGAGCUUCGGGACACGCUUGGAAAAGAGUACGAGGUAGAGGUGAUGUAUGGCAAAGCUAAUGUCGAGGUACGACCACGAUUUUUGAACAAGGGUGAGAUUGUCAAACGGUUGGUGCUUUGCCGUCACGGGGCCAAGCAGGAGCCGCAUGUGGUCAAGCUAGACCCAGAUGCAACGCCCAUCAACGAAUUACCUGAUUUUAUGUUGUGUUUGGGAGACGACGUUACCGACGAGGAUAUGUUUCUGUCCUUGAAGGACAUUGAAGCACAAUGGCACUUGAAGGAAUUGCCGAAAAACGAAGCUGGCGCAUACGGUGUUUACCCAGUGCUUGUUGGCCCUGCGGCCAAAAAGACGCUUGCAUCUGCGCAUUUGAAUAACCCGCUGCAAGUCAUUGAUACGUUGGGUCUUCUACUGGGGCAUGUCUCUUUAUUUGAAAGCGCCGGAUCUGUUGAUUUGGAUGAUCGUGGUCACGUCACUAACAGUGAGUCCAGCGAGCGGUCAAAACUUCAUGCGGCUUCGAUGAGAAAAGAGAACAGCUCAAGGUCCUCCAUGGAGUAG
Metschnikowia bicuspidata var. bicuspidata NRRL YB-4993 is the source of this 2616-nucleotide messenger RNA. It is a transcript of the gene TPS2, whose product is annotated as trehalose-phosphatase. Gene Ontology annotation, cellular component: cytosol; alpha,alpha-trehalose-phosphate synthase complex (UDP-forming). Gene Ontology annotation, biological process: trehalose biosynthetic process; fungal-type cell wall organization; cellular response to heat. Gene Ontology annotation, molecular function: catalytic activity. The coding region runs from base 1 to 2616 and encodes 871 amino acids. NCBI's taxonomy places the organism in Eukaryota, Fungi, Ascomycota, Pichiomycetes, Serinales, Metschnikowiaceae. The record is from RefSeq and is a predicted model, not a curated record. The transcript is spliced from 2 exons.